UAGCAGACACAAUUGUAGACAUUCAACCUGCCAAGUGUGGUUGUGGAUGUGGAUAUCAGCGGCCAGGCUGUUAUCUAGCUGCUUGUCAGAUAAUAAUAAUAAUUACAUAUUUAUUGUAGAGUUUAACAUUCCUAGCGCACAAAGCUGAGUGAUGGCGGCUGUAAGGAGUAUGAACAAAAUGUAUGGAGUGUGUUUCCAUGCUGCUCGUCAGACGGCAGGACUGAAAGCAUCGAGGCUGCUCCAACACAGAGGCUUCAGAGUCGGUGCCGUGCACCGACAGCAGCCCAUUGACUCGCUGGAAAAGCCACAGUUCCCUGGAGCCUCAGCCGAGUUUGUGGAUAACCUCGAGUUCAUCCAGCCCAAUGUCAUCUCUGGGAUCCCAAUUUACCGGGUGAUGGACAGGCAGGGCAACAUCAUCAACCCCUCUCAAGACCCCCAGCUCUCCAAAGAGACAGUUUUGAACUUUUAUCAGAAGAUGACUAUGCUGAACACAAUGGACCGCAUUCUUUAUGAGUCUCAGAGACAGGGUCGAAUCUCCUUCUACAUGACCAACUAUGGUGAGGAGGGGACACAUAUUGGCAGUGCAGCGGCUCUCGACCCAAACGACAUGGUCUUUGGUCAAUACAGAGAAGCUGGAGUGCUGAUGUACCGUGGUUUUCCUCUGGAUUUGUUCAUGGCUCAGUGCUACGCCAACGCCGACGACCUCGGCAAGGGCCGGCAGAUGCCCGUCCACUACGGCUGCAAAGACCUGAACUUUGUCACCAUCUCCUCUCCUCUGGCCACUCAGAUUCCUCAGGCGGCUGGAGCUGCGUACGCCAUCAAGAGGGAAAACAUGAACCGUGCGGUCGUCUGCUAUUUCGGAGAGGGAGCGGCCAGCGAAGGGGACGCACACGCCGGCUUCAACUUCUCCGCCACUCUGGAGUGCCCGAUAAUAUUCUUCUGUCGUAACAACGGCUACGCCAUUUCCACCCCCACCAACGAGCAGUACAGGGGAGAUGGCAUCGCUGCUCGUGGUCCCGGUUACGGCAUGCUGUCCAUCCGUGUCGACGGUAACGAUGUGUUUGCUGUGUACAACGCUACAAAGGAGGCGCGCCGCAGAGCCGUGGCUGAGAACCAGCCCUUCCUCAUCGAGGCUAUGACCUACAGAAUCGGUCACCACAGCACCAGCGACGACAGCUCUGCUUACCGCUCGGUGGACGAGGUGAACUACUGGGACAAGCAGGACCAUCCCAUCUCCAGGCUGAGACAUUACAUGACGACCCGCGGCUGGUGGAGCGAGGACGACGAGAGGAGCUGGCGGAAGCAAUCCCGCAAAACAACGAUGGAGGCAUUCGAGAAGGCCGAGAGGCGCCUGAAGCCGAAUCCCGACCUGAUGUUUAGCGACGUGUACCAGGAGAUGACGCCCGCUCUGGACAAGCAGAAAGAAUCCUUAAUGAGGCACGUGCAGCAGUACAAAGAGCACUACCCGCUCGACCUGUAUGAGAAAUAAAUGUGGUGACUAAAUGCGUGAGCGGGUGAGGAUUGAGACUAAACUGUUGCACACCUUUUAAUGUAUUCAUAAAAAUAUAGUUUUGAUAUGACUUGUGUCAUCUCUUUCUGCACAACUGAGGAGAACGAUUGUGCUUUCAAAACUACUGUUCUUCAUGCCUCUGGGUUUGGUGCCUUAAGUUAAUAGAUUUCCUGUCGGUAGCAAAGCUCCUCUAUAAAUGCUAAAUCACGCUUUUUUUUCACUAAUUCCAGUGCAGCAAAAUCAGGUGGUGCAGUUUGACUACAAACACACAAAUUGAGCAAUAAACAGGAAGUUCACCCCUUUUGUGUACGUUCCCUCUCCUGGACCUUACCUCUCCACUGAUUAUGGUAUUUAACAGGUUUCCUUGUGUAUCAUUGAGGUGGCUGACUAACUUGUGUUGAAGAAACUUUCCUCCUUUAUGAAUGGUUUUUUUAGUAUGCACACCCAAAUUUUAGAUGGGUUUGUAUGCUGUAAUGCUGUUACACACUAUGCUAAAUCCCAGAACUGUACACUCGUGAUACAUGUUUGGUGUUUUGUGGAAAAUAAACUAUGAAACUUUCAA
Messenger RNA from Centropristis striata (black sea bass), 2072 nucleotides. It is a transcript of the gene bckdha, whose product is annotated as branched chain keto acid dehydrogenase E1 subunit alpha. The transcript is spliced from 8 exons. NCBI's taxonomy places the organism in Eukaryota, Metazoa, Chordata, Actinopteri, Perciformes, Serranidae. Gene Ontology annotation, biological process: branched-chain amino acid catabolic process. The record is from RefSeq and is a predicted model, not a curated record. Gene Ontology annotation, molecular function: oxidoreductase activity, acting on the aldehyde or oxo group of donors, disulfide as acceptor. Bases 152 to 1489 code for a protein of 445 amino acids.